Molecule: messenger RNA, 883 nt
Organism: Chionomys nivalis (European snow vole)
Lineage: Eukaryota; Metazoa; Chordata; Mammalia; Rodentia; Cricetidae
Product: 40S ribosomal protein S2-like
Exons: 1
Coding region: 1-873 (290 amino acids)
Biological process (GO): translation
Cellular component (GO): ribosome; cytosolic small ribosomal subunit
Molecular function (GO): structural constituent of ribosome; RNA binding
Source: RefSeq, a predicted model, not a curated record
AUGGCGGAUGACGCCGGUGCAGCGGGAGGGCCCAGAGGACCCGGGGGCCCAGGAUUAGGAUGCCGUGGCGGCUUCCGCGGAGGAUUCGGCAGCGGUCUGAGGGGCCGUGGCCCUGGUCGAGGCCGUGGCCGAGGACGAGGCCGCGGGGCUCGCGGAGGUAAAGCUGAAGACAAGGAGGGGAUUCCGGUCACCAAGCUGGGCCGCCUGGUUAAGGACAUGAAAAUCAAGUCCCUAGAGGAGAUCUACCUGUUCUCCCUGCCCAUUAAGGAGUCUGAGAUUAUUGGCUUUUUCCUGGGAGCUUCCCUAAAGGAUGAGGUUCUGAAGAUCAUGCCCGUGCAGAAGCAGACUAGGGCAGGCCAGCGGACCAGGUUCAAGGCUUUCAUCGCUAUUGGGGAUUACAAUGGUCACGUAGGUCUCGGUGUCAAGUGCUCCAAGGAGGUAGCCACUGCCAUCCGAGGGGCCAUCAUCUUGGCCAAGCUUUCCAUUGUCCCUGUGCGGAGAGGCUACUGGGGGAACAAGAUUGGCAAGCCCCACACUGUUCCGUGCAAAGUGACAGGCCGCUGUGGGUCUGUGCUGGUGCGUCUCAUCCCUGCCCCCAGAGGCACUGGCAUAGUCUCCGCUCCUGUGCCCAAGAAGCUGCUGCUGAUGGCUGGCAUUGAUGACUGCUACACAUCAGCCACUGCCUCCCUGGGCAACUUUGCCAAGGCUUCCUUUGAUGCCAUCUCUAAGACCUACAGCUACCUGACCCCCGACCUCUGGAAAGAGACUGUGUUCACCAAGUCUCCUCAUCAGGAAUUCACUGACCAUCUUGUGAAAACCCACACCAGAGUCUCUGUUCAGAGGACCCAGGCUCCAGCUGUGGCCACCACAUAAGGGUUUUUAU